AUGAAGUGGAAGAAUCUCACGAGGCCGACGCCCAAUGUCCCGCUAGCGCCCGUACCACUUCCUGAGCCUGGGGCUACGCGGGAUGGCGCGGAGAUUGUGAAGCAGUUGACGGGGUUGUCUCGGUCGAGUAUGAGUGGUGACCAGGGUGCGAGACUGGAUCUUGUCAAGAUAAUUGAGCUUGAGGGGGAGUUAUGGGAGCCGGAGGGAAUUGUGAGGCUUGCGGGUAAUGGUAUGGAGGGGAAUGACAGAGAACGGGAUUCAGUGGACGUUGAUAAGGAGGAGAAUGGUGAUGAGGAAAGGUUCUGGGUUUCGGCAGGGGAGUAUACCGUCCCGACGGAGAAGUAUCCUGACGGAAAAUGGAUUGAUGGGACGGAUCGGAGUGCCGGGGCGGGCUUUGCGCAUUUCGUGGUGUUUGACGGGCGCGGAAGACGUGUUGGGGACUGGGUUGUUUCCGAGGAAGGGGACUUGGAGUAUCAUACCGGAGGGAUUGAUUUUGAUGGGCGACAUAUUUGGGCUACGCUCUCGCAGUACCGACCGAAUUCGACGGCAACAGUGGUGAGGGUUAAUCCGGUCAGCGUGGAAAUGGAGAGGGUCUUCCAGGUGGCGGAUCACCAGGGUGGGAUCGUGCAUGAUGUCCACAAUGGGACGUUGACGACAUUGGGGUGGGGUGGGAGAGUUGCGAGGAGAUGGGAUAUCAGCAAGGCCGGGAUGACAUGGGAGGGCGAAACUGGCGGUGGGAUUGGAAAGGGGGAACAGGCUCAACUUGGCAAACGGGGUGAAGUGGAUUACAAUGGGGAAGUCGACGGACAUCAGACAACAAUCGUGAAUCCUUCGCACUGGAUCGAUUACCAAGACUGCAAAUCUCUCGGCAUCGUCGACGGGAGGCAUCUGAUGCUUUGUUCCGGCAUCGCGACGCUGGCGCCGGGGUUGGAGGUGGGUGGGUUGGCGAUUGUUGAAGUGGAGGGGAUGAUUCCUCUGUGGGAGGUGCCGUUCAUGGAAAGAACAGGGGUUGUGCCGUGGACGGGGGAUGAGGACCACAUAGAAGCGAGCAUGAGGAGGAAGAGCGUGUUGAUGACGAAGAACCCGAUGGAUGUUGCUGUCGUUGGGGGACGAGUGAGGCUGUAUUUUGCGCCGGAAGAGGGCAAGAGUAGAAUUUUUGUUUAUGAGUUGUUUUAG
This is a messenger RNA of Colletotrichum costaricense, 1176 nucleotides long. RefSeq lists its product as uncharacterized. The record is from RefSeq and is a predicted model, not a curated record. Bases 1 to 1176 code for a protein of 391 amino acids. NCBI's taxonomy places the organism in Eukaryota, Fungi, Ascomycota, Sordariomycetes, Glomerellales, Glomerellaceae. The transcript is spliced from 3 exons.